CCCAUGAUCACUAACCCCAAAUGCAUCUGCAAGACAGCUUGACGGCCGCAUGCGACGGUCUCGCCGUUGCAUACGAUCCGCAAAAGGGCAAGCACAUCGUUGCGCAACGAACGUUCGAGCCCGGCGAAGUGCUCUUCACCGAACGCGCUUGGGUCCAAAUUCCACUCUCAGUUCCAUCAGCGAAUGACAUGCGAGCCGGGAAGAUCUGUCACGAUUGCGCAAUGCCUGCGCCUAAGCUAGACUGUCGACAUCGCAUCUCCCGACCAAACCAGCACGUACCAUGUCGGCUUCGAUACUGCUCAGAUCAAUGUAGAAUGAGCUCAGAGUCAUUGGGCGGACUCUGCAUGCGCAAUGAAGCAUACACAGAUCUGUUCGAGGCUUGCUUGACGAAGCGAUACUUUGUUGCCUUGGCCGUUCUGCGGAUGUGGCUCAUACGCGCUCGGGCGCAAGACGGCAAGAGACAGGAACAGCUCGCCUUUGCGAGUACAUCUGCGCUCGCUAUCGACGAACGCAUCAGGAUGGGACGGCGCAGACACGCUUCCGGAUUGCCGCUGCUUGAGCAAAUGCAUGAGCUAGUGUUGCAAUUGAUGCCGACGCACAAAAGCCGGCACACUUUUGACGAGUUUUGCGAAGACAUAGGUCGUUUUCAGAUCAACGGCACCCACGAUGGCGCGCUCUUUAUGCUCCACUCGAUCAUCAAUCAUGCAUGUGAUGCUAAUGUCGACAUCAGGCCACUAGACUGUCCCAGCCGCAUCAAAGUCGUCGCUUCCAGACGAAUUGACGCAGGGGAAGAAGUCAACGAUCUGUACGUUCGAGGCGACGACCGACUGUACAAGCGAAGGGCGGCGCUGAAGGAUCAAUGGGCCUUCGACUGCACCUGUCGCAAGUGUUCGCGAGAACUGCAAACCUCUCAAAGACGCUUUAUCCUUGGCGCGCUCUUGGCGAUCUUAUUCGCGCUGUAUGGCCUGAGACGGUAGCCCAUGCGACCCGUCGGCAGCCUCGCGGAGACCGGCUGGCAAGACCAUGGACUAGUCAUCAAGAUCGAGACCUAUCUCUUGGUAGACAUCUGCCAUUGUUUGUUGGCGCGACUCAGCGACUCUCGAGAUGAGCGUCUGAGCCCCUUCCUUGACUUCGUGAUAAGCAUGCAGUAGCUCGGUGUGCUCUCGCACAAUCUCGUCCGCGUCUCUGCCGGCCAAUUGACGUUCGAGCUCCUCCACCUCUUCUCUGAGCGCAGCCAGCGUUGCUUCACUGUUCAAUGGACCUCUCCGAGG
Mixia osmundae IAM 14324 is the source of this 1271-nucleotide messenger RNA. RefSeq lists its product as uncharacterized. Gene Ontology annotation, molecular function: protein binding. Lineage: Eukaryota; Fungi; Basidiomycota; Mixiomycetes; Mixiales; Mixiaceae. The transcript has 4 exons. The coding region runs from base 21 to 977 and encodes 318 amino acids. The record is from RefSeq and is a predicted model, not a curated record.